Messenger RNA from Pomacea canaliculata, 2487 nucleotides. Its product is annotated as N-acetylgalactosamine kinase-like. The transcript is spliced from 10 exons. Lineage: Eukaryota; Metazoa; Mollusca; Gastropoda; Architaenioglossa; Ampullariidae. Gene Ontology annotation, molecular function: galactokinase activity; ATP binding. The record is from RefSeq and is a predicted model, not a curated record. Bases 603 to 1988 code for a protein of 461 amino acids. Gene Ontology annotation, biological process: galactose metabolic process; carbohydrate phosphorylation. Gene Ontology annotation, cellular component: cytosol; cytoplasm.
GGGGAAAAGAAAAUAGGUUUUGGAAGUAGAAAUAUUGGACAGAACGAAAAAAAAAAAUCCAUCACAGAAAGGUGAGAGAAUUUAUCAGGAUAAUAAGCCAUCUUCAAACAGGUAUGCCAUUAAAUAGGUGCAAAUUCCACGUCUUUGUUUGAAAUGUCAAAAAUGAUGCAAUCUUACUAUGUUGGUCAGUCACGUUAAGAGUGAUUAGAUGGAAAGUGUAGAAUAGAUAGUCUCAAUUAAAAAAAUCUAGCUCCUUAAUAGCUGUAUAUGUUGAUGAAAACCAACCACAAAAAUUUUUUAUGUCAAGAUAUUCAUAGAACAAACGCUAUUUUAAAACGCCGGUUGACGAUCCUUAAAUAAAUUUCUCGAUAAAGACUACCCUCUGACAACGAACGACAACAGAAACACACCAGGCUCAUGGCUCUGCGAACUGCAAACUGAUCACGGACAAAUUCAUGACCAGAUCAUACCACGGACGUAUAUGGAUAUUAGUUCGUAAUCAUACAGCUUACGCAGAAACGGGACUAUGGACAGAGGUCGAAUUAGCGCAUUUGUGGUCGAAUUGACCGACCACCAUCAAGGGAGACAACUACAGAGAUCACAUGAUCAAGAAAAUGGACGAUACUCCGCCACCCGUCUGCAAGAUUCCGGAUAAAGAGAAGGAUCGGUAUGCAAAACUCCAGUCAAAGUUUAAGGAACGCUUUGGCCAUGAUCCCAUCAUCUAUGCUAGAGCACCAGGAAGAGUAAAUCUCAUUGGAGAACAUAUUGAUUACUGUGGCUAUGCAGUGCUUCCCAUGGCAAUAGAGCAAGAUAUCGUGUUUGCUGUAUCAACAAACAACAGCAAAGAGAUUACCCUAGUCAACCAAGAUCCCUCCUACAAAGAGUUUUCAUGUUCUCUGGAGAAUUUUACAAUAAGCAGAUCAGAUCCUCAAUGGUACAACUAUGCUCUGUGUGGUGUAAGAGGGGUAAUAGAGCAUAUGGGAGCAGGCAGUGUUGUUGGAUUUAAUGCCUUGGUAGAUGGCAGUGUUCCCAAGAGUGCAGGUCUGUCCAGCUCUAGUGCUCUUGUAUGCUGUGCUGCACUGGCAACUGCUCAAGUCAAUGGCUGGACUCUGACCAAGAAAGUGCUGGCAGAAGUAUGUGCAAAAUGUGAACAUUACAUUGGAACAGAGGGUGGAGGCAUGGACCAGGCAAUCAGCUUUAUGGCUAACCAUGGGAUGGCUAAGCUGAUAGAGUUUAACCCCCUACGCACUACCAAUAUUCUGCUGCCAGCUGGGGCUGCCUUUAUCAUUACUAACAGUCUAGUGGAACACAAUAAGGCAGCUACAUCAGAUUUCAAUAUAAGGGUGGUUGAGUGCAGACUUGCUGCUCAGGUGUUGGCCAAGGCGCAAGGCCUGCCAUGGCGUGAAACGCGUCUUCUGGGUGGAGUGCAGAAGCAGCUUGGUUUAAACUUUGAUGAGAUGCUGUCUUUGGUCAAAGAGACUCUUCACAAGGAACCAUACAACAAAGAUGAGCUGUGCCAGUUGUUGGAGGUGACUCCAGAUGAACUUGCUCUGAGCAGUCUCAGUCAAAACACUACGCAUGUAACAUCAUUUAAGCUAUUUCAGCGAGCCACUCAUGUAUACAGUGAGGCCAGCCGAGUUUACCAGUUUAGAACAGUAUGCGAAGAACAACCCACUGAUGCACUUCAGCGUCUAGGGCAUUUGAUGGACGAGAGUCAUGCAAGCUGUCGAGACUUGUAUGAGUGUAGCCACCCAGACCUUGACAAGCUGGUUCAAAUAUGCAGAGAUUCUGGAGCGCUUGGCUCACGUAUGACUGGUGCAGGCUGGGGAGGAUGUGGUGUGUCUCUGGUGGAGUCCAAAAGUAUCAUGUCUGUUCUGACCAAAGUCCGUGAUGCUUACUACACCCCAGACCCUGCUCGCGCCCCACUCACUAAGCAAGCACUGUUUGCUACUCAGCCAGGCAAUGGUGCAGAGAUUUAUAAUAACUGAUGCCUUUAUACUUCAAGCAUGAUACAGUGAGAGUUGAACAUUUGAUGUUUCUCUGCACCUCUUGGUUGGGAGAGUUCAGAUCAGCAUCCCACACAGGUGACAGGGAUUGCACUAGCUUUGGUGUUUCUUCCUGUUUAAUAUUGGAAGCAUUUGAAAAUAUUUUGUGGACUGAAAAAUUACACAUAUAUAUAUAUAGAAUACAAAUAGUGGUAUUUUUCCAUAGACAAUAUUAUGAUGGCUUUUAAGCUUUGGAGACUUUUCUCCACAAUUUAUUUUGGUAAAUCAUCUGCAUCUUUCAUAUAUUUGUAAAUGAAUGCAGAAUUUUUGUGUUUUUAGUAUUAUUUUUCCACUUUGAGAUAAAAGUGUCAUCCUACACAGAUGUGUACAUGUCUUUGCAUUGAUUUCUUGCUCUGAUUUAUAAAAAGACUUCAAUAAAUACACCUUUGUGCUGGCAAUGAAAGUCUAUACACAAAUCAUCAAAUAAAGUCUUGCAAUUGGC